GAAUUAGAGACUUCAAGAAUAACUUUUAUCAAUGCAUUUUGAUUUGUUUGCAGUAUUUUUACUGGAUUUAAUAUGGCUUCUUCUGUGAUUGCAACAGCAACAGUGCGUGCUAUUAAAGGCAGAAAAAUACUCGCUACAAGAGCAGCUCUUACUUUAACACCAAAUGCAGUGAAAAAAAUUAAGGAGUUGCUGAAAGAUAAAAGCAAAUAUAUCGGACUAAAAGUAAGUGUGAAACAACGAGGAUGUAACGGGCUUAGUUACACUCUUGAUUAUGCCACAGACAAAUCUAAACUUGACGAGGAAGUUGUUCAAGAUGGUGUUCGUAUUAUAAUCGACAAAAAGGCACAAUUGUCUCUUUUAGGUACUGAAAUGGACUAUGUAGAAAAUAAAUUAAGUUCUGAAUUUAUUUUCAACAACCCAAAUAUUAAAGGAACUUGUGGAUGUGGAGAAAGUUUCUCUGUUUAGUCAAUUCAAUUGUAGAUAUUGUAGUUAAAAUAGAUAAUUAUGAUAAAAUGAAUGAAUAGCAAUUCCACGAAAUAGUGACUUUAUGGGAUGUUUUGUUAAGUUUGGUAUGAUCUCGUUCAAUAUUCGUUACUGACAUUUUCAAUUUAGAUGAUGACCCUGAUUAAUAUAACAUGUAUAUCAUGGCAAAAAGAGGCUGAACUAAGUAGGAUCCUUAUUUAAGACAUGUAAAUAUGACCGGGUGUUGUAAUAUACGUAAAAUUGUCCUGAAAACGUAUUUUGUUUUUGUUCUUUAUUAAAAUUAUUUAACAUGUAA
Molecule: messenger RNA, 778 nt
Organism: Osmia bicornis bicornis
Lineage: Eukaryota; Metazoa; Arthropoda; Insecta; Hymenoptera; Megachilidae
Gene: MagR
Product: iron-sulfur cluster assembly 1 homolog, mitochondrial
Exons: 3
Coding region: 73-465 (130 amino acids)
Biological process (GO): iron-sulfur cluster assembly
Cellular component (GO): cytoplasm; mitochondrion
Molecular function (GO): 2 iron, 2 sulfur cluster binding
Source: RefSeq, a predicted model, not a curated record